AUGAAAUUAUUAAUUAAUUUAAUAGGUUUAUUUGUAUUAUUAAUAAUAAAUUUAAAUUGUAUUAAUUGUGAUAAUGGUUGUUAUUUAUUAAAACAAUCAUUAUUAUUUUAUAAAGCUCAAAGAGCAGGUAGAUUAUCAGAUAAUGAUAUUCCAUGGAGAGGUAAUUCAGUAUUAAAUGACAAGAGUGCAGGUUCAUCAGUUGAUUCAAAUGGUGAUGGUGAUUUAUCAAAAGGUUAUUUCGAUGCUGGUGAUGGUGUUAAAUUUAACUUUCCAAUGGCUUAUUCAAUGACAAUGUUAAGUUGGAUUUAUAUUGAAUAUUCUGGAAAUAUUGAAAAAUGUGGUUUGUCUCCACUUUAUAAAGAAGUUUUAAAAUGGGGUACAGAUUUCUUAAUUGCAUCACAUACAUCUGAUAAUGUAUUUAUUGGUCAAGUUGGUAAUGCAUAUGUUGAUCAUAACGUAUGGCAACCACCAGAAAAUAUAGACUAUGUUCGUGAUAUCUAUACUAUCGAUUCCAAUAACCCAGGUACUGAUCUUGCAAUGGAGGCAUCUGCAGCAUUAUCAUCCGCAUCAAUUGUAUUUAAAACUAGUAAUCCAGCAUACUCUCAACUAUGUUUAGAACAUUCAAAGAAACUUUAUGAUUUUGCUAUGAAUUCACCAAUGAAAAAGUAUACUGAUACAAUUAGAAAUGCUAUUGAAUUUUACCAAUCAGGUGGUUAUAAUGAUGAAAUUGCAUGGGGUUCAAUUUGGCUUUACAAAGCAACAAACUCUCAAAAUUAUUUAACAAAUUCAAAAUCAUACUAUUUAAAUAACAAUGAAGUUUGUUAUGCAAAUGAAUUCAGUUGGGAUAAUAAAGGAUUAGGUGUUGGUAUACUAUUAUAUCAAUUAAGCAAAGAACAAGAUUAUAAAACUAAAAUUGAAAAUUCUCUCAACUAUUGGUUACCAAAUGGUGGUAUUAAAUAUACAAAUGGUGGUUUAGCUUGGUUAAGACAAUGGGCAUCAGCAAGAUAUUCAAUGAAUAUGGCUUUAAUUCAAUCAAUUUAUACAAAAACAGGUGGUAGUGAAUUAACAAAAUAUUCAACAUUUGCAAAGAAUCAAUUGUUAUAUGUUCUUGGAGAGAAUCCAAAACAACAAUCAUUCAUUUCUGGAUAUGGACCAAAAGCACCAAGAAAUCCACAUCAUCGUGCUGCUCAUCAUUCUACAACCAAAGAUAUUAAUCAACCAAUAAAUAAUGUUUAUCAACUACCAGGUGCUUUGAUUGGUGGUCCACCAUUAAAUGAAUCAUGGAUAGAUACAAGAUCAAAUUAUGAAUCAAAUGAAGUAGCAUUAGAUUAUAAUAUUGGUUUAGUCGGUGUUGUUGCUUCAUAUAUUUCUGAUCCAUCAAUACCAUUUAUUUCUUAUGAUUUAGAAAUAACCACAACUGCAACUACUUCUACUACUACUACUUCUGCGACUCAAUCAUCAACUUCAUCAACUUUUACCUCUACAACCUCUUUUUCCUUAACCACAAUGGGUUCCACCAAAAAACCAAACCCAUCCUCUUCAAUUGGUACUUUAACAGGUAACAAUGAUUUCGAAGGUUCUGAUGAAAAAGAAUUUAUUGGUGGAUCAUCAUUUUUAAAUAUAAAUGGUUUACUUCUAUUGUUGAUAUCAUUAACAUUGAUUGUAAUUUUUUAA
This is a messenger RNA of Dictyostelium discoideum AX4, 1674 nucleotides long. RefSeq lists its product as hypothetical. Gene Ontology annotation, molecular function: hydrolase activity, hydrolyzing O-glycosyl compounds; cellulase activity. Bases 1 to 1674 code for a protein of 557 amino acids. The record is from RefSeq and is a predicted model, not a curated record. The transcript has a single exon. Gene Ontology annotation, biological process: carbohydrate metabolic process. NCBI's taxonomy places the organism in Eukaryota, Evosea, Eumycetozoa, Dictyosteliales, Dictyosteliaceae.